AAUGGAAAACAUCAUUCAACGGGCCGCAUCCUAUUGGCCAAUAGCAUUAUGCACAGGUGGACCUAAUGAAUGUAUGUGUACCUGCCCGUGGACCAGACUGGAAUAGGCCCUCCCAACCAGGAAGGGAAGUUAUGACGCGCUGUUGUGUCUGGCUAGUACCUACCGCUACCGCUCCCCGCUAAACGGCCACGUCGCCAUCUGAGAAACCAACCCCAGAGCUCUAAUCUCUAGGGACAGCCCGGCCCAUCCACCAUACAUCGACAAUCUCGCAUCACACUGCCUCACUUAUCGACGUCACACCCUCAGAGUUCCAGGCUUCUCAACGACUUCCCGGCCGUUGUGACUUCCAAUUCUACGACACCUACAGUAUACUCCACGUCCCUGUCUCCGCCCCGACCACCAUCAUGAAGGCUGCUCUCUUCCUUUCCGCUCUCGCCUCAACCGCCGUUGGCGUUGUUGCUGAGGAGCUCAAGAUCGAUGUGACUCUUCCCGUUAUUUGCGAACGCAAGACACAGAAGGGAGACGGGGUUCACAUGCACUACCGUGGUACCCUCAAGGACUCGGGCAAGCAGUUCGAUGCUAGCUACGAUCGCGGUACUCCCCUUUCCUUCAAGGUCGGUGCUGGCCAGGUUAUCAAGGGGUGGGACGAGGGUCUUCUUGACAUGUGCAUUGGUGAGAAGCGAGUCCUGACCAUCCCCCCUGAGUUCGGCUACGGCCAGCGAGCCAUUGGCCCUAUCCCCGCCGGCUCAACCCUAGUUUUCGAGACAGAGCUCGUCGGAAUUGACGGCGUCCCCAAACCCGAGAAGAUCGAGACCAAGGUUGUCGAAGGCGCCGAGUCUGCCGCCGAGGCCAUCAGCGAGGCUACCGAGGCUGCUGCGACAGCUUCCCAGAAGGUUGCCGGCAAGGUUGCUGAGGCCAUCGUCGAUGCUGCUAAGGCUGCCAAGACCAUCAUUGCUGAUACCGAUGACGCUCCUGAGCACGAGGAGCUGUAAAAACAUGAUAUAACGAUUUACUUUGCAUACCACGAAACGCAAUGACAUAUCAUAUCAUCCACUAUACAUAGAAUUUGAAGGAAGGCUGGAUAACAAAAUUAUUCACUAUUGAUGUCAUAUCGUGCGCUUUGGUCGAGUAGGGCCCCACGCUGUCCUCAAGUGACUUGUUGGCUGUAGAUGCAUGAGUGUAGAUGUAGGGAGAGUUUGCCGUCUACCUGGAGUGUGGUUGAAGGGUUCGUUCUGUAGAUCUCGACGUCAUACUCGUUGCUCUUAUUCUUCUUCAUUCUUUCUUGAGAAAAACUUCGUUUCUAGCGGUCACGGGGGCACCAGUCAUGAUGGUGGUUUCUAUCACAAUCCUUUUUCACCCCGCAUCCAUGUGAUGAUCCGGGUCAGUGGACAUGCAUGUAUGCUGUUCGAGUCAUGUCCAUCUAGGCUGUGGUGUCUUGAACCUAUAGGACCCUCCGCUGAUGAAAAAUCAUCGAUG
Molecule: messenger RNA, 1476 nt
Organism: Fusarium graminearum PH-1
Lineage: Eukaryota; Fungi; Ascomycota; Sordariomycetes; Hypocreales; Nectriaceae
Product: FK506-binding protein
Exons: 5
Coding region: 405-992 (195 amino acids)
Biological process (GO): protein peptidyl-prolyl isomerization
Molecular function (GO): peptidyl-prolyl cis-trans isomerase activity
Source: RefSeq, a predicted model, not a curated record